UUUAUUGGAUGCCAAUAAACUUCACCGAAGAAGAAGUGAGGUAUCUCUUGAAAGCUGUCAAAGGGGAAAGAGGCGAAAAGACGUCAACAAAACGAUAUAGCCACUUCACUCUGUUGAUCUUGGACAAGCAUAGAGGAAUGGGCUGCGGUCCCAUUAUAGUUGGAUCUACCCCUACUAGUCCUGAGACCACACAAGAAGCCCAGCCCCAGGCCAGGCCCGAAACAUGAGAUCUUUACCCGCUAAGUAAAGAAUGAGGCCUCAGCAACCCCACCCCAGAAACACCAUCACCACCACUACUACUAACAUAGUCUGUCACACACCUAUUACAACUUAACCCUCAACACAUUCCCCCUGCCCCAGGACCAGCUCUUGUAUCCCCUUCCCUUCCUCACCCAACCCCCUACCACCCCAACCUAAUACACCCCACAGAGCAGUUUAGCACACCUCGAGACUUGAGUCACCAGCCAAUCAGCUCCUAGUAGGCCUUGUGCGCCUCCAUCGGCGGCCCUCCCCGGCGGUGAGUUGGUGUGCGAUGGCGCGGCGGGACGCUGAGGGCUGCCGCCGGGGAUUGUGAUGUCAGAGCCCGCCAGCCCGGGCGAGAGCCAGCGCGGCGCUCCCAGAUUCUUCGUGGGCUGCGAGGACGAUGAGAGCGAGGGCCUGGAGGACUACGACGGCUGCAGCAUGAGGACCGACAUGGAGCUGUACGAGGACGACGAGGACACAGACUCGCCCCCGGAGCGACAGAUCGUGGUGGGGAUCUGUUCCAUGAUGAAGAAGUCCAAGUCAAAGCCCAUGACCCAGAUCCUGGAGCGUCUGUGCAGGUUUGAGUACAUCACUGUGGUCAUCUUCCCUGAGGACGUCAUUCUCAACGAGCCUGUGGACAAAUGGCCCCUGUGUGACUGCCUCGUCUCCUUCCACUCCAAAGGAUUCCCGCUGGACAAGGCAGUGAGCUACGCCAAUCUCCGAAACCCACUGCUCAUCAAUGACCUGAACACACAGUACUACAUACAGGACAGGAGGGAGGUGUAUCGUAUCCUGCAGCAGGAAGGCAUCGAUCUGCCACGCUACGCUGUGCUGAACCGCGACCCAGAUAAACCUGACGAGUGUAACCUGGUCGAGGGAGAAGACCACGUGGAGGUGAAUGGGGAGGUGUUCCCUAAACCCUUUGUGGAGAAACCGGUCUGUGCUGAAGACCACAACGUCUACAUCUACUACCCCACCUCAGCAGGAGGGGGAAGCCAGCGCCUCUUCAGAAAGAUCGGGAGCCGGAGCAGUGUGUACUCACCAGAGAGCAACGUGAGGAAGACUGGCUCCUACAUCUACGAAGAGUUCAUGCCAACGGACGGGACGGACGUUAAGGUGUAUACGGUGGGGCCUGACUAUGCCCACGCUGAGGCCAGGAAGUCUCCUGCCCUGGAUGGGAAGGUGGAGAGAGACAGCGAGGGGAAGGAGAUCCGCUACCCCGUCAUGCUCACCGCCAUGGAGAAACUAGUGGCCCGCAAGGUCUGCCUGGCAUUCAAGCAAACAGUGUGUGGCUUUGACCUUCUCCGAGCCAACGGUCACUCCUACGUCUGCGACGUCAACGGCUUCAGCUUCGUCAAGAACUCCAUGAAGUACUACGACGACUGUGCCAAGAUCCUGGGUAAUAUAGUGAUGAGGGAGCUAGCUCCUCAGUUCCACAUCCCCUGGUCCAUCCCUACUGAGGCUGAGGACAUCCCCAUCGUCCCAACCACAUCUGGCACCAUGAUGGAGUUACGCUGCGUCAUCGCAAUAAUCCGCCACGGAGACCGAACUCCUAAGCAAAAGAUGAAGAUGGAAGUGCGGAAUCCCAUGUUUUUUGAAUUGUUUGACAAAUACGGGGGUUACAAGACAGGGAAAUUGAAGCUGAAGAAGCCAAAACAACUGCAGGAGGUACUGGACAUAGCUCGGCAACUGUUGCUAGAACUGGGUGAUGGAAGAGAAGACUGCGAGAUCGAAGAGAAGAAAUCCAAACUGGAGCAGCUGAAGACCGUUCUGGAGAUGUAUGGCCACUUUUCUGGGAUCAACAGAAAAGUGCAGAUCACCUACCUGCCCCACGGGCAGCCCAAAACAUCCAGCGAGGAGGAAGACACACGUAAGGAGUGCCCUUCUCUGCUGCUGGUGUUGAAGUGGGGAGGGGAGCUGACCCCAGCAGGCAGGGUACAGGCUGAAGAGCUGGGCAGGGCCUUCCGCUGCAUGUACCCCGGAGGACAAGGAGACUAUGCUGGGUUCCCUGGCUGCGGGUUGCUACGGUUACACAGCACGUACCGACACGACCUCAAGAUCUAUGCGUCUGACGAGGGCAGAGUGCAGAUGACUGCCGCAGCUUUCGCCAAGGGUCUGCUGGCGUUAGAGGGAGAGUUGACGCCCAUCCUUGUGCAGAUGGUGAAGAGUGCCAACAUGAACGGUCUGCUGGACAACGACAGUGACUCGCUUAGCGGCUGCCAGCACCGCGUCAAGGCCCGUCUCCACGAGAUCAUGCAGAAAGACCAGGAGUUCACAGAGGAGGACUACGAUAGGCUGGCCCCUACAGGUGCAUCCUCUGUGGUUAACUCUAUGAGAAUUGUGGAGAACCCUGUGAUGACAUGUGACCAGGUCUACACACUCAUCCAGAGUCUCACCUCCCAGAUACGCAAGAGACUUGAGGACCCCAAAUCUGCAGACCUGCAGCUGUACCACAGUGAGACUCUGGAGCUGAUGCUGCAACGCUGGUCCAAGCUGGAGCGGGACUUCCGGAUGAAGAGCGGCCGCUACGACAUCAGCAAGAUCCCGGAUAUCUAUGACUGCGUGAAGUACGACGUGCAGCACAACGCCACGCUGGGUCUGGAGGACACACUGGAGCUGUUCAGGCUGUCCCGAGCCCUCGCCGACAUCAUCAUACCACAGGAAUACGGCAUUAACAAAGUGGAGAAGCUGGACAUAGCAUACGCCUACUGCCUACCUCUGGUCAAGAAGAUCCAGCUGGACCUCCAGAGGACCCACGAGGAUGAGUCGGUCAACAAACUCCAUCCACUGUACUCUCGAGGAGUGAUGUCACCAGGUCGCCACGUACGGACACGUCUGUACUUCACCAGCGAGAGUCACGUCCAUUCUCUACUCAGCACCUUCCGCUACGGAGGCCUGCUCGACGAGGAGAAGGAUCAGCAGUGGAAGCGGGCGAUGGACUACCUUGGUGCCGUUUCUGAACUCAACUACAUGACCCAGAUAGUUAUCAUGCUGUAUGAGGACAACAACAAGGACCCGUCGUCAGAGGAGCGUUUCCAUGUGGAGCUUCACUUCAGCCCUGGGGUCAAAGGUUGCGAGGAGGAGGAGAAAGCACCAAUGGGCUUCGGCUUCCGUCCCGCUUCCGCAGAGAAUGAUCAGAAACAGACAGACCCUGGCAGCUUGGAGGAUCUAUCACGUGACGAGCCCGACCGGGCCCUACCACUCUCUGAGCCAAUGGGCAUCCACCGGAGAUCCCCUCUGAUUCGCAACCGCAAGACUGGGUCUAUGGAGGUCCUGUCGGAGACGUCUUCAUCCAAAGCAGGCAGCUACCGUCUCUUCCCCUCCUGCUCUCGCCAGUCCCCUGAGAUGAAGCAGAGUGGUCUAGGAUCUCAGUGUGCGGGACUCUUCAGCACCACUGUCCUGGGAGGCUCCUCUAGCGCCCCCAACCUGCAGGACUACGCACGCACACACCGGAAAAAGUUCUCCUCAGGCAGCCUGUCCUAUAAAGACGAGUUGUUGUCUAUGCCGGCAGUAAAGAGAUUUUCUGUGUCGUUUGCAAAGCAUCCGACUAAUGAGCCCUUGGAGGAGCACCACGUGGCCCAGCUGUUGAGGCGCUUCUCCACUGAUGCCAGCCUGUGCCGCCCUCUCUCUCUGGACGGGGCGCUGGCCCACCACCUCAACCAGUGCUCCUACCACCUCCGCCUCUUCCGUAACUGGCUCAUCUCUGGCCAAGACCCCCUAGAGUACUUCUACGGCUUUGAAGGCUGCUCCAUGGUGCCCUCCAUCUACCCACUGGAGACGUUGCACAACUCGCUGUCCCUCAAGCAGGUGGAUGAGUUCAUCACCGCCGUGUGUGAGACUGGUGGAGAUGCCCACUCCAGGACCACAAGAGCUCUGUCGGCCAUGUUUGACUCUCAGAACCAGCCGUCGGUGGACUCCUACAUGCCUCAGAGAGUCCUCUCCUCCUCCGUAUCCCCCCGACAGCGCUCUGACAGACCUCCCUGGUACAGCAGCGGUCCGUCCAGUACAGUGUCCAGCGCUGGCCCCUCCUCCCCCACCACGGCAGACGCCUCCCCCCAUUUUAGCUUCAGCGACAAGACGCCCUUCACCCCCGAGAACAGCGAGGAGAUCCACUCCUGCCAUCACAACACAGUUCAGCAGGCCCCUACUGCUGGCCCCCAAACCCCCAAAUUCUCCAAUCCCACCACCCCCUGCCAGACACCCCCAGAAGACAAUCCUGAGGCACCAGCCACUCCCAGCCACCUGCCCCUGAGUGGAAACUCUGAAUCAAGGCAGGAGGAGCCAGGCGAGUCCCCUGCUUCAACUGAGGCCACUUGCGGUGAAGUUCCAGACCUCAGCCCAUUGAGCCCGUCAUCUUCCCCACUGGCAGAACUCUCUCUGGGCCUUUUGGAUGGAUACCUCCCCGGUUCUCUCCCAGUGCUCCUGGAGCUCAGAGAGAGCGGCAGUGAGGCAGGAUCCAGCGCACAGACGCCCCAGUCCCCAGAGGGGCCUGACGUGUUCUUUGACACCCAGGAGACGACGGAGAUGUGGAGGGGCAGCACGGGGAGCCUCCCCCAUCCUGGGACGCCACUGGAGGUGGGAGCCCCUCACGCGUCAGAGCCCUAGGUGGGGGCUCAGAGAACCAGAGAAGGAGCCUAGGUCUUCUAAGAGGCUAGAAGGAAGUAAGGUAGAACUUCUAGGGUGCUGGAAGGAGGCUUCCAGGAAGCCCUUCAGAAACUCUCCUCUGCCAGUUCCAUGUGGUGAACCCCCAGUGGAGCAUUCUAGUGACCUAGUCUUAGACCAAGGCCCUGUGGCUUGUAACUUCUGUCUGGUGAAUAGUGGAUCGGGCUGCUGCUUCUUAGUGCUUCUCUACCCUGGUCGUGUUCAUGAGGCACAGAAACGGAGAAAAGGGAGAGGACUUCCUGGACUUGUCCAUUAAGAUACGCGCAUUUUCCAUUUCCGUUACAAAACGUUUUAAAAUGUUUUCUGUGGCAUGCCAUAAUGAACACGACCCCAGUCUCUAUCUCACAGCUGUCUGUGAACCAACCGUUGUAGGAGAACUCAGUGUGACCAUAGAACUACCACCGAGUACAGUACAACAUCCUUAUCAUGACUGUCAUGUAUGGAUGUUUUUGUCCCUGUGUCCGAUAGAAAGCCACUUGAUGUUGCUGGUGUAAACAGUCUAUAAUGGGUGACAUCUUCUAUCCACUGAACAGCCCUCAGUGUGCACCAUUGUGGAGAUCUCGCCAAAAUAACUGAAACAACAUUUCAAUUUGACAGGUGGGCUCGCAUAUUGCAUCAUGUACAUCGCUACAUACAUACCGUUUACUAUAGCUAGAACUGCAGCAUGUCCACCAACUCAUGGACAUUGUAAAAGGAGAUGGUUUGAGAGACAUCUCACUUCAAGUAUUGUGAGUAAUAACGUUUAUUUUUCCUGCUGGGAAAUGUACAUGUCAAAAUGUCAUUAAGUCGUUUUGAAAUGCAUUUUCAGUUGGCAACUUUAUUGCAGUAUAUUGAAAUCAUGGUCUUGUCACACAUUGAAAUGAUAAAUGCACCACAUGGCUGGUCUGUGACAUUUCAUCAAACAGAAGAUGUCACCCUGUGUGUCUCCUAUUCUAGGCUCUCCUCUCCCUGUGAUGGUCUGUAACAUCGUUAAGGUCUGUUCACUUGAUAUGCGCCACAACUGUAUUGCAUCGAGCCAACAAUAGCCACGGUAGGCUCUUUCUUGUUACUCUGAUCUUGCGCUGCACCCGACCAAGCAGCGCUCUGCACCUUGUGCCAAUCAAGUGAACAGGCCUUAGAAACUCCUGACUAGCAGCUGAGGUCUUUUCUUAGGGGGUAAAGAAGAUCUCCACUACAUGUGUGGUGAGAUUUAUUAUUUCCGUCUCCUCUUUUGAGAUUCAAUAUACUCAAAUCCUAGCCUGGUCCCCCACUGCACAGAUGUAGGAUCUUAAUUUGAGCCAGUUUGCUACAGCAGGAAAAUCAUCCUGCAGGAACUGGAAAUGUGGAUUAUUAUUAUUAUUAAUGGACUUUUUUGUAAGGAGUCAUUUGAUACAUUUUUAAGUGGAAAUCACAAUCUUCAAAAUCCCUUUUAAACAUCAAAUACACUACACAAUUUACAUUUCCUGCAAUGUAAAUUGUGUAGUGUAUUUGAUGUUUAAAUGAAAGUUCUUCUGCAACAUCGUGAUCAAAUGAAGAUCUUACAUCUAUCACAUCGUUUUGUGCUAGCUAGCUCUUCUGUUGUUGUCAAGCCAUACAUGUUGUCACGACAAUGAACACAAACGGACUGGAGCACCAGGCUACUAUCCCUGUAGUCCCAAGUCACUUCCCCUAGCCCCUAGUCACUUACCCUAGCCCCUAGUCACUUACCCUAGCCCCUGAAGGACCUGCAUAGGAGGGAGCUGUACUCUGCUGACUGUAAAAAUAAUCCACGUUUGAUUUGAUCACAACUUGUGCACUGCUUUUUUUUGCCAAAUUCCUUAAACCUCAACUACCACUUUAAUAUAAGUAAUCAUAUAGAAACCAUAUGAGGAGAGAUCUAUAUUUAACUUUGAAUGACUCCUAGUGAGGUGAUAUUUUUAAUGCAGAGCCAUCAGAUUUAUUAACCGUUUUAACUUGUAUCAUAGCAACUGUAUAUUUUUGUAAAAGAUCACCUCUAACAUUACUGUAUUAGGCAAUUGUUUUUUUUUCACUGAACAAAAGAGGUCAGGGUAUUUUUGGAUGGUUCUCUGUGGUUCCAUUGCGUUAGGCAGUUUUUGUUGCAGGGCCUGUUCUGUGUGUGUGAGAAUAAAUGAGAUUCUGUAUUUGACUAUUGGGGUUGGUACAGUCGUAUCGUGAUGUACUGUAGAGAUGAUUAUUUCUGUCACGUAACACAAUUUCAUGUCAGUCAAAGAAUGAACAACACUGCUGCUGCAUAGAAGCAACAUUAACACUGUAAUCUGUCAUUGUUUCAGUGGACAUGCACAGAUGUGUGUCAAAAUCUAAACAAUGAAACUAUAUCUGAUUGUGUGUAAUACCUCUGGUCUGUGUCUCCGGCCUACAGUAGUGGUUAGUGUUGUCUGUUGUAAAGUGUUUGCAACUUUCAUCUGCAAUUCAGGAUGCUAAACUACACUGAAGUGCUGUAUCUGUUUGGUUUGGAAAGAGUGAUUCAUUUUGAGUCAACUUUUUGAAUGAGAUGGAAAGUGAGUAGAUAAAAUGAAAUAGCAUAAUGAAGAAUUCCCUGUUUAGCUGCUAUGCACUUCUAAACUCUUCAUGAAGACUUUACGAAUGAAAAAUGCACUUAAAUGCUUUUGGAGCUCUGUGAUUUCAGCCUUUUAACUUAAAAGAUUCAGCUGAGAAAACGCACUCUGCUUUAAUUUCUAUGCUAUUUGCUGUGUGGGGUAAUCGGCUCAAUGGCUCUAUGGUUUCUACAAAUGCAGCUUUAUUUCUCUAAAUGAUGUUCUGAAUAAAAUGUCCUGUGAAUGAUA
This is a messenger RNA of Oncorhynchus masou masou (cherry salmon), 7688 nucleotides long. It is a transcript of the gene ppip5k1a, whose product is annotated as diphosphoinositol pentakisphosphate kinase 1a. Gene Ontology annotation, biological process: inositol phosphate biosynthetic process; inositol metabolic process. Gene Ontology annotation, cellular component: cytosol. NCBI's taxonomy places the organism in Eukaryota, Metazoa, Chordata, Actinopteri, Salmoniformes, Salmonidae. The coding region runs from base 574 to 4848 and encodes 1424 amino acids. The transcript is spliced from 31 exons. The record is from RefSeq and is a predicted model, not a curated record. Gene Ontology annotation, molecular function: 5-diphosphoinositol pentakisphosphate 1-kinase activity; inositol hexakisphosphate kinase activity; diphosphoinositol pentakisphosphate kinase activity.